Messenger RNA from Aspergillus steynii IBT 23096, 2464 nucleotides. RefSeq names its product FHA domain-containing serine/threonine-protein kinase. The coding region runs from base 427 to 2409 and encodes 660 amino acids. The record is from RefSeq and is a predicted model, not a curated record. The transcript is spliced from 6 exons. Gene Ontology annotation, cellular component: cytoplasm; nucleus. Gene Ontology annotation, biological process: meiotic recombination checkpoint signaling; protein phosphorylation. Lineage: Eukaryota; Fungi; Ascomycota; Eurotiomycetes; Eurotiales; Aspergillaceae. Gene Ontology annotation, molecular function: protein serine/threonine kinase activity; protein binding; ATP binding.
GAGGAAGAGAUGCGAGGAAUGACACCGGAAAUGCGAAUGCGACUGGAAAGAGAGCGUCGCGCAAGAGCGGCCGAAGAACGUAUUCGGCGGAUGCAAGGGAACUAGACAUUGUUGAAAGGCAUAUAUGUUGAGAUGACAAUGAGACACGAAUGAAUAGAAGUCAACACCAGACCAAAUGAUACCAUCCCGUUGUGUAAAUGCAUAUCGUUGAGGUUGAGCAUAAAGAUGGGCAGGAGCAGGUGACCGGCCCCGUCUGGCGGUGUUUCCUCGCUGCUCUUUCUUUGACUUGGCCCUGAUCUCCCUCUUACUUCCCCAUCACAAACAACCAUCAUUAUCUCCCUUCUAGCCUGUCGUUCCAUGUCAUAUUAUCUAUUAUACUAAAUCAUUGACACUUUUUAUCACUAUAAUCCAUCAUUCUACUACGCAAUGACCAGCCAUCCUCAAUUCCUUCUCCCUGAAGUAGGAGUCUCUGAAGUACCUCAUACCCCCUGCUAUGUCGGUACUAUAGCAGAGUGGAAUCCAGAAACCGAAACAUCCUCCCAUUCCUUCCCUAUGAACAGUAGCCAGGAGGUUUACGUUGGUCGUAACUUAUCAUCCCGCGACUACAACCUGGAAGACCGCUACGUUUCUAGGAGGCAACUUCGCAUAUAUACGAUCAUCUUCGACCGAGAUAACCCCCAGGAACUUGCACCCCUGGUCUACGCCCAGGAUCUGUCGAGAAACGGUACCCUUUGGAAUGGAUACUUCAUGGGAAAAGGGAAUGGCAGUUACCUGCUCAGCGAUGGUGACAUCUUACAUCUGCGCCCCGGAACUUCUCUCCGUUACACUUGCCGUGAUAAUCGGAACCAGGACCGCCUGGAUACCCUUCAGAGCAUGGAAUCAAGGGCUUUCGGGGACAAAUAUGUCAUCACGCAACGAAUACUAGGCUCUGGGGCGUAUGGAAAGGUGCGCAUGGCGUUUCGGAAAGAUACCGGUCAACAACUUGCUUGUAAGAUCAUUGAUCUCAGGGUAUUGAAAGAAAGAUUUAUCCGAGAAUUAGAGGAAGAGCCACGGUCUAGGUUCUUUGACUCCACCAAAAGGAGCAAGGUGGUGGCUGUUCGUCGACUAAGAACCCUCGAGGAGAAGCUGGCAGUUUAUGACCGGGAAGCUGAGAUAUUGGAGGGACUUUCUCAUCCAAAUAUCAUUGGCGUCGAAAGGGUCAUCAAGUCCAGUAAUACAAUUUACCUCUUCCAAGACCUGAUCACAGCAGGCGACCUGUUCUCCUUCAUCCAGUACAAGGGUGGGAGGCUUCCUGAUAUCGAAGUAGCCGUCAUCGUGCGCCAGAUUUCCAUGGCCUUGGACUACCUGCAUGACCGAGAUAUCGUCCACCGGGAUCUCAAACCCGAUAACAUUCUCAUGACAUCACUGGCCGAUGGGUGUAGAGUCGUUCUCACUGAUUUCGGAUGCGCUCGAUUUGUACGGCCUAGACUAGAGAGGAUGUCGACAAUCGUUGGCACGUUGGAUUACAGUGCCCCAGAAGUUCUCCACGAGACCGAUCAAGGCUAUACAAAAGCCGUUGACCUCUGGUCUUUAGGUUGUGUUACUUUUGUCCUUCUCACUGGUGACAUCCCGUUUAAAGAUGAUUUUACUGGGACUAGCCGUUUAGAAGUCGCCCAAACCACUGGUCUGGGGCAGCUGGAAGCCGAUUUUCAACGGAACCACACUGGGGAACGUGCGGCAGAUUUUGUCCGGCGACUGCUUGUCCUCAAUGAAAUGGAACGAAUGGAUGUAAAGCAAGCUCUUGGCCAUGACUGGUUCAGCAACCCAGCGCACAAGGCGGAAUUUGACGCUCUUUAUUUGCGGUCAAUUAAGAACUGGAAGCCUCGUGAGCGCAAUGGAGAAUUGACGAUUCAUUUGUCCGAUCUUAUAAAUGAAUCUGAGAGCUCCGCGGAAGCCCAAGGUUCUCAGUCACAAUUAUCAGAUGACACAAGGCGGGGGUGGAGUCCCCAAAGAAACCACACAUUCGAUUCUACCACCCUUUCGGACCCAGACCUCCCACCGCUUCGCAGGAUGAAAGAUCCACUGACCUUUGUCCGUGAAGGAAUAAGCAGUCAAUCUCAGACGAACUCUCCCAUUGACCCAAACUCAAGCUCUAGAAUAUCUACUUCUCCACAUCAAGAUACGCAAAGCUCUCAUGCGGAUGAUCGUCAAGAUGCAAAGGUGAUAAGAAGAAGAGUGACUUCCGAUUACCAGUAUUAUGAUGUUGCCAAAGCCCAGGUCUUAAAUAACAAAGGCUUAGAGGACCAACCGAGCCCUAUUCACGGGGAUGACGACGAUGGCGAGGUAUAUGAGGAAGUUAGCAACUGUAUUACCGGGAAGAAACCGCGUCUUGUCUAUGGGGCCAACGAGUAUCGAGAGGACAAGAAGUAAAUUUUGCGGAGAUCCUGGUUAAUGAUGGGCAAAUCGCUGGCUAAAUCAUUGUGUG